CAAUUUCAGAUUUUCUUCUUCCUUUUCCAUCUUCCGUAUUUUAUCUUCCUUCUCAUGCCUUAACCCCUGAUCUUUUUUUUCUUCUCUCUCUUUCUCUUCGAUUCCGUCAAAAUCCCAGUUCCUAAAUCCUCGGUUUUGUGAUGCCUACUUGGUGGGUGAGAAAAUCCGGCAAGAACAAAGACGAUAAUCACCUUGUUCAGAGCCAAACUCGUUGUGUUGUCGACAAGAGUAGCAGAAGAAUCUCCGUUGAUAAAAAAGGCAACGGUGAUCCUCCCGUCACUCCUUCUCGCUGUACCCCUCGUUGCAGUCGUGAAUUCGCCGGAGCCUCUGGAUUCUCCGGCUUCGAUUCCGACGAGAAGAAAUAUCAUCCUCUUCCUCGCCCAUCGCUCUCUUCUUCAGUUCCUAACGAUCACGUAAGCGGAUCGGUUUCCGGAUCGGCUUCUGUUUCCAGCGUUAGCUCAUCUGGAUCAGCUGAAGAUCAGAGUCAACUCACUAGUUCUAGGGGGCAUUGUGAUGUGAAAUCCAACGCAGUAGCAGCUUCUCCAAAGGCUGGAACUAGACCAACGUCUCCACUGCAUAAUCGAUUGUCUGGUAUGAGCUUAGAGUCUUCGACAGGGAGGAAUGAUGAUGGAAGGUCCUCUGAGUACCACCCUUUGCCUCUGCCGCCGGGUUCUCCUACAAGCCCCACUGUCGUGCUGCCGAGUUCUCCUACAAGCCCUUCUGGUGUGCAAGGGUCCUGGAUUGGAGGAGGGCCAGAGAUGUCUCCUCUGGGGUUUUCCAAGUGGAAGAAAGGGAAGUUUAUAGGGAGUGGCACUUUUGGGCGGGUCUAUCAAGGGUUCAACAGUGAAAAAGGAAAAAUUUGUGCUAUUAAAGAGGUCAAGGUCAUUUCAGACGACAAAAACUCAAAAGAAUGUCUGAAGCAACUAAAUCAGGAGAUAAAUGUGCUGAGCCAGCUUUGUCAUCCAAAUAUUGUUCAGUAUUACGGAAGUGAAUUGAGUGAAGAAACCUUGUCCGUCUACUUGGAGUAUGUGUCAGGUGGCUCAAUCCAUAAACUACUCACGGAGUAUGGUCCUUUCACUGAACCUGUUAUCCAAAACUACACGCGGCAGAUUCUCGCGGGGCUUGCCUAUUUACAUGGACGAAAUACAGUGCAUAGGGACAUCAAAGGAGCAAAUAUAUUAGUGGAUCCGGAUGGGGAAAUCAAGUUGGCAGACUUUGGCAUGGCCAAACAUGUAACAGCCUAUUCUACUAUGCUUUCUUUCACUGGGAGUCCUUAUUGGAUGGCACCCGAGGUUGUGAUGCACAAAAAUGGCUACACUCUUGCAGUCGAUGUGUGGAGUUUGGGUUGUACUAUUCUUGAAAUGGCAACGGCAAAGCCACCUUGGAGCCAGUUUGAAGGGGUUGCUGCGAUUUUCAAAAUCGGGAACAGCAAAGACAUGCCAGAAAUACCUGAUCACCUUUCAAAUGAUGCGAAGAAUUUUAUAAGGCUUUGUCUGCAGCGAAAUCCGACAGUACGCCCUACAGCUUCUCAGCUUUUAGAACACCCUUUUCUACGUGGGCCAUCAACAAGAGUGGCUAAUACUAGCAUGCCCAAAGAUGCGUCCCCACGUUUCUAUGAUGGAAGCUGCAUUCAGCCUACAAGGGAACCACCCUAUUCAGGAAGACAUCCCGUCUUUCAUACUAUAAAGAGCCCGAGUAGAGAAAACGUAAGAGCUAUCACAUCGUUACCAGUAUCUCCAUGUUCAAGCCCUUUACGCCAACUUGGGCCGGCAUACAAGAGUUGUUUCCUGUCACCUCCUCACCCGUCUUACGCAUUUCCUGUGCAAGACAGUGGGUACAACCUAGCGGAGUUUGCUGCAAGCCCUUUUAGAUUCAAGAAAGACACAAUGAUGGAACCAUCUAGUUACAGGGCUCAAGCGCCAAAUUCUCCUCUGAGAUCAAGACUGGUGUAGGAAUGGAAGCAAAGAUUCAGAUCCCGAGUGAGCCGCAUCCCGUAAACUAAAGAUUAAGGACGCAUGUAUAAACACAGUGUCUCCCCUGGUUUUGGCUUUAUCCUUCUCUAGAUCCUGGCACCUUAGUUGUUUGUAUGGGGGAUCUAUUUGAAGUGGAGAUUUUUGCAACAAGGAGAGAGGUUAAGUGGGGGAAAAAAAAGAAAGAGAUGUAAAGAGUAAACAUGAAAUGAAUACAAAGAUUACAGAAGUGAGAAGUAAAGAUAGUAAGUUGUGUUGUGUUACAAAGAUGAUAUUCAACCAUUUGUUCUCUUACAGUGUGAAUAUUUCUUCUAGAAAAAGUUAUGCAGUUUGAUUUGUCUUUA
This is a messenger RNA of Eutrema salsugineum, 2314 nucleotides long. Its product is annotated as mitogen-activated protein kinase kinase kinase 3. Gene Ontology annotation, molecular function: ATP binding; protein kinase activity. Lineage: Eukaryota; Viridiplantae; Streptophyta; Magnoliopsida; Brassicales; Brassicaceae. The record is from RefSeq and is a predicted model, not a curated record. The transcript has 11 exons. Gene Ontology annotation, biological process: protein phosphorylation. The coding region runs from base 141 to 1952 and encodes 603 amino acids.